This is a messenger RNA of Pristis pectinata (smalltooth sawfish), 3189 nucleotides long. Its product is annotated as mitochondrial fission factor-like. The transcript is spliced from 8 exons. NCBI's taxonomy places the organism in Eukaryota, Metazoa, Chordata, Chondrichthyes, Rhinopristiformes, Pristidae. Gene Ontology annotation, cellular component: mitochondrial outer membrane; peroxisome. The record is from RefSeq and is a predicted model, not a curated record. Gene Ontology annotation, biological process: positive regulation of mitochondrial fission. The coding region runs from base 1 to 1326 and encodes 441 amino acids.
AUGAAGCAGUAUGCACUCGUUCGGUACCACAGCAAUAGCCCGCGUCCCGAGCAGAGCAACCCCCACCCUACCCCACCCUGUUUGGGUAACCAGAACCGCGGCGUUACCCCGAGUUCAGAGAGAACGGCCACCGGCAGUUUCCAACCGCUGCACCACGGAACCCGCACUCCACCCGUUCCAUCACCAACCGUCCCCGCCCCCCAUUCAGAUAGGGGCGGGGGCUUCUUGGAACCACGUGAACAGCAGGCGCCCAAUCGGAUCGGCGCAAGGGCGGUUUGUGAGGGGUGGGGGGGGGGAGAAAGUGCCUGGCACGUGACGUCAGCAUACACGAAUGGGGUUGACGAAGCGAUGUUUGUGAGGCACUCAGAGACUGGAGAGGUGAGUGAUGUGUGGCCUGGGAGGGCAGUACGUGUUCCCGCCUCCCCCUUACUCUCUGCCAUGGCAGAACAAACAGCAUCUUCCGAUUUGAUAGACUGCAGCCCAGCAUCUUGUGAUCUGAGUUUCAUGGAGGCGAUCAGUCAGAAAAUGAGAAUUCCUAAUAGACUGAAAGUGACUGAGGAGCCAGGGGAUGAAGAGAGAGCAGAAGAUAUUCAGCUUUCAACAUUACAUAUGCAGAUUCCUGAAAGAAUAUCAAUGGGAGAAACAGAAAUGCAGGAUAUUGGAGCAAGGCCGUAUUUGUAUGGUUGGUUCCAUAAUAAUCCUGUGAAUACAGAUCCUCCACCACUUAGCAUCUCUCCUCACUUAAUGUUUGGAACCUCCCAGGCUAUGAAUAUGGAUAGAUCCGAAAGUCCACUCCAGAUGACUGCCUCCCAGAAUUCCAGUAGAUCACGAACAUUAAGUGAGAAUGAAAUCUGUCUAUCAAAUGUGGCCAGAAGACAGAGGAAUUUGAAUCAUCACUCCAAUGUUCCAAAGCCUCCCUUCCCUUCACCUGGACCUGGCCAGGCAAUAUUUUCAUUUCAUAAUGUGCGCAAUGUAUUAAGUUAUGCUGGACGCAAAUUGUUCGAGCACUUAAUGGAAUCAAUUCAUCAGAAAACAGGAAGCAGAAAUCGGUUCCAUAAUCAGCCCCUUUCUGGCAGCCUUUACUCAGAUGUGACAAAUCAAACAAGGAAUCAAAGCAUGGCCCCUGAUUACACUAUACCUGAAGGUGUGCUUGAAAAUUUCAGUGUAAUGGAAAUUGUAACACUCAGACGACAGUUGAACAAGUUGAAUCGCCGCCUACAAUUAUUAGAACAGGAGAGUCGGGACCAUGCUCGAAAAGAAUUUGUUCUCUAUUCCAUCAUCUUUGCAGCCUGUUUUGUCAACAGUUGGCUUUGGCUAAGGAAGUAACUUUGUUCUACCUGCACUGCUGAGGGUUGAGACUACUUUCUGAAUGCAGCAUGGCAGAUGUCAUCAUUUUUGUUGUACAACAAUCUGUAUCAUUACUGAAAUACAAGGAAAUGAUGUGCUUUAGAACAUCUUGCUAAUGAUUUCAACAGCACAAUGGCAAGGGUUUGAGAAAAACUGUUAUAAUGUAAUGUUCUCAAGUCUACUUAAUUACUUUAAAACUAUAUCUAAUUUAUGUCAAGGAGAAUAUCCUGAAGUACUUCAUCUAACUAACUGCAAUUAAAGGAAGCAGUUUGAAAUUUGUUGCCCUAAUCCCAAACUGAGUUGACAAACCACUGAGAAAUUAGAAAGAAUAUGUCCUCUUGCUGGUAAUCAAAAUCUCUUUUGUACUCUCCAGAUGUUCCCCAAAAGUAAAUGCCUCUACUAUAACUCGGUGAGGAAAUAAGAAUAUCUGAAAUUUGGCUGUCUUUUUAUUGUUCUCUUUUGCUUUUCAUUGGAUACUUUUGAUAAGUGUAGUAAUUGCAUGGCUGCAGAACCAACAGCAUUUCCUUAACUGAAAACAAACUUUUGGAGGAACUCAGCAAUUCUAGCAGUUUAUUUUUUGCUCCAGAUUCCAGCAUCUGCGGUCUCUUGUAUCAACAUUUCCUUAGCUGAUGUAUAGUUAUAACUGCCAGAUCAUAGGGGUUGUUCCAUGGAGGACAACUGGCCUGCUGCAGUGUGCAUAUCAUCAGCCUGGUCUCUGCUUGUUUUCCAAAAUUACCCAGUUGUGUUUGUAAUAUUACUAGGUAGAAAGUUAAGCACAGGGGUAGUGUAAGUAUCUGAACUGUUAUUGUUUAUCCUGCAUUCCAUUAUAGAGCUAUGGUAACAGGAAAUUAGGUCACAUAACAUGACUCAUAGCUGAGGAAAUGAAUAAACCAAAGGGAAGGAAUUUUCCCCAAUGUUUUUUAUUAUAACCUUCAUCUGACAUUUUUGUACAUUUCUGAAGAUAUCUUUACUGCUACCAAGAGUUGUAUACAGCGAAAGACAACCACUUAAUGUAAUCACUUAAUUAGAAGAAUUAAAAUUCACAGUAACCCAGGGUGACUGUUAACAAUUACAAAUUUCAGAUAUCGGAAGUUAAUUUCCUUAGCACUAAUAUGAUGUGCAAGUUCUUUGAAUACAAAUAUCCUUUGAAUUUUUGUACAUACUUGCCUGAUCAUUGGUAUAAAAUGUGUCAAAACUAAUGGUAAAAUGGGGUAUGUGAUAGAGACAUUAUUAAUGUUAAAGGCUGUCACAUUAAAGCUGUGUGCAUUGAUUCACAAUUGUGUGUGAUUUAAGGUGGAUGGUGUUUAAAAUCUGGUCAUCUGUUUAGGCAUCUUAACUUUGCACAAUAGUUAAAUAAUCAGUACCCAACAGUUUAAUUGUAGGUUAGGACAAUGGGUCUAGCAGGAUUUCAGUUUAAACUAAUAUAUUCCUUUCAUGUUGGACAAUGCAUUGUGCAAUGGUGAACUGAAUCCUGUAAAUUGUAAGAUAUAAUUAAGUUGUAAACUGGAGUUUGACAAAGGAACAUCUGGAAUGAAGAUUAAAACCAUUCCAGUGAAAUGUAAGAAAUAUGCAAGUGACAAAUGUUCAAGUUACAGUCAUGCAUUCUUAGUAACAAGGCAAGUGCAGCUAAUUGAAGAAUUUCCUAAAUUAAAGAAUACAUUUCCUUCUUGGGCAUUCUUUCAUUAAAAUAAAGUAUUAGUUAGGAAUCCAAACUGAUACAAUUGUGUUUCUUCUAGUGAGGAAUCAGAACAUGUCAUUGAAUUCCUCUGAAUUCAAAGCUCAUAUAUUGAAAACUAAUUUAUUUACAAAAAAUACGGUGUAUAACAGUGAAAUGGCAGUGAG